CGAUCGGAUUUCCCAUGGAAAAUGCACGGCGUCUUUCAGUAGCAUUAGGCCUAUCUCCAUCGUUAUAAACUUCCGGCAGAACAGCAUAAAUGAUGGCCGGAACGGUAUCACGAAAGGGCUUAAAUAUCCCCGAGGGGCUACAUCCAAUAAUGGAGUGCAUUACGAGAGCAGUGAUAGCGAAGAAGCCCCCCGACAUUCUGCUGUUUGUACUGUACUACUUUGUUCGACUGAAAGAAUUUAGAAAGGCAGGACACCCCAAUUUCGACAUUAAGAGGCUUGUCAGGGAAUUCCAUCGUGCAGCGGAGGCGACGAUCCCAGUAAAUGGUUUGGAAAAGGAGUUAAAAAGGAUGGGGUAUCUCAAACCAGAGCAUGUAUCUGAUCAAACAGCAGUCCUUGAAGAGAUUCCAAGUGAUGCGGCAAUGACAACCAAUCAUCUGGAAGCACCCCCGGAAAAAGAAAGUCAAGAGAAAAAGGACACUUCUGAAAAGUCUUUAGCCACCACACAGCCUAUGAAACAGCAACAUUUGAUGUCCAGUAAACAUUCAAGUACUAGAGGAGGACUACAGACAAAUAAUAUGCAAGCCAAACCUUCCACUUGUGUCAAGGAAGGUGAUCAAAUCUCAACACAGGGAGAGCGUCCAACAACAGGAAACUCAGCAACUAUUCCAAAAACCAAGGAUAAAAUUCUGAGUGAAACUCCCCCUUCUUCAUGCACAAAUAUGACAAACCCUCCAAGCUCUGUCAAAAAAGGGGGUGCCAGUUCAACAGUGGGUGAACCCCGCGCAAAUAGAGAGUCAGUCACUACUGCAAAAGCAAGGGACAUAGUUCCCAUCCAAGCCCCCAAUUCUUUAUGCACAGAUGUGAGCAGCCCUCCAAUUACUGAAAACAAUGCAGAUGCAGCUAAAUCAGCAGGUGACCAUCCUGCAGCAGGACACUCAGGAGCCAUUCCAAACACAAACGAGGACAUUUCCAGUGAAGACCCCACUUCCUCUGUUACCCACUUACCUUUUAAGAUCAUAGUUUUAAAUGAAUCAGCCAUUCCUCCGCACAGUUCACCAGAAGCUGAAAUAGCUAAACUACGCCCAUCAGAUGUGGCGUCUUUAACGCCAUUUCCGAUAGGAGAGAUUCUCCAGAAUAACCAACUGCUCAAUCCUAAGGAGCGGGAACUUUUGAAAAGCCUACAGGUAUUUUGGUAUAAUCCAGUAGAAGCAAAUAAGGAGGACAGCACACAGACAAAGUCCACACAAACAGAGUGGCCUGCUCUGCCCAGCAAUGCAACAGCAGAACUCCAGUCACCAAGCAGGAGUAACAGUGAUGUCUGCACACAGUCGACUCGGCCUUUGGCACCCUGCCCUUCCUGGAACCCCGGCUUCUAUGGUUAUCCUUACCACCCCAACUAUCAGAGACACUCCUCUGGUAGCCAUGGAUCAAAUGGAUGUGAUGGGGAUGCCACUCAAGGAGCAGACCAAAAUUCUGAGAGAGAACAACACUCCUAUCCUCCCAGGUGCUUCUGGACGCCCAUGCCAUUUCACCCGCCCUACCCGAUGCAAGGCGCAUGUUGGCACUAUCCCCGAGCAGGCCAAACAUCCCCUUGUCGGAUGGGGAGGCCCUACGAAACCAUGCAGAUUAACACUGCACAUGGAACAUCGAAAUCGGCCCAGAUGUCACCAAGUAGGCAAGGUCACCCUGCGAAUGCCCCGCCAAGCACCCCUCCAGGACAAGGCCAGGCGACCGCAUGUGGUGGUACGGGACUGCAUCCUCCCGCAGCUCCUCUAGGCUGGCAUCCCUAUGCCCCGUAUUCAUAUCCUCUGUACACAUACACAGUCAUGCCUGCUGGAGACAUGACUAACGCCGGCCAGGCUGCAUUUAGGCAGCAGCGUCCAUGCAGUGCCCCGGUCAACAAGGGGGAUUCCCACCCGUCCUGUCAUGACAAUCCACAGUCAUGUUCUGAAGGCAGUGUGAAGAAGAAUAAGAUGAAGAUGAAGUGAGAAGAUUAAAUUGACAAGAGAUGAUACCUUUUACAGAAACAAUAAACGAAUGGAUAUCAACA
Engraulis encrasicolus (European anchovy) is the source of this 2050-nucleotide messenger RNA. RefSeq lists its product as uncharacterized. Lineage: Eukaryota; Metazoa; Chordata; Actinopteri; Clupeiformes; Engraulidae. The record is from RefSeq and is a predicted model, not a curated record. Bases 90 to 1988 code for a protein of 632 amino acids. The transcript has 5 exons.